This is a messenger RNA of Striga asiatica, 966 nucleotides long. Lineage: Eukaryota; Viridiplantae; Streptophyta; Magnoliopsida; Lamiales; Orobanchaceae. The record is from the annotation of a GenBank genome assembly.
AUGGAGUCUGCGGAUAGAGCCAGGGCAGCAGCCUUGCAAAACAAAACAAACAGAAAAAAAAAAAAGAAAAGAAAAGAAAACAUCACUGUAUUUCAAUCACCAAAAAUCGCCACAAGAACACUCCCCAUUCUCAAACCUAUGAAACCGAGUAUUGUCCCUCACCGUUAUAACCCUCCCCGUGCAUUUGGACAUAAACUUUAUCGCGACAUGACAGUCACCGCAAACACGCAAGUUCUUCAUAACCCUAAUCGGCCUCCCAGCCGGAAAAGUGAUCAAGGCAAACGCGAUCGCCAGUCGCUCGCUGUGAAACUUAAUCGCCUGCCUUUUUUCCUCGUUGUCAACUUCUUUCGACAUCUUUCUAUAAAUCUCGUCACUCAUUUCGUGCUUUCUAUCACCGGCAGAAAACGUGUGGACCCUAUUAUUCUCCUCGACCCAGCUCAAGCCCGUUUCCUUUUUCUGCCCUCGGUCCUUGAGCAUUUUCCUCACCUUAGCCGCUUCUUGGUACCUCCCUGCAGCCGCAUAAGCAUUGGACAGAAGCACGUGAAGGCCUGGGUUCACAGGCCCAGAUUCAAAGAUCUGAUCGGCCACCGAGCCUGCCAGUUCUGUAUUUUUAUGAAUUUGGCAUCCGGUCACUCCCCAGGUGGACUCUGUCGGCUGCAUCGGCAUCUCGUUGAUUACUUUCAGGGCUUCGUCCAAUUUGCCAGCUCGUGCAAGAAGGUCAACCAUCGAACCAUAGUGUUGACUUCCGGGCUCUAUGUUGAAUUCUUUCAUCAUAGCAAAAUAUCGUUUACCUUCAUUCACCCGGCCCGCAUGGCUGCACGCAUAGAGCAUACACAGGAACGUGAUGAAAUUCGGCUUCAUGCCCGCUUUCUGCAUUUUCUCGAAAAGUUCAAACACUUUCUCCGUGUGUGCGUGCUGAGCGCAAGCGAUCAACAUGGAAUUCCACGAGCCCAGAUUCUUAUCUAA